This is a messenger RNA of Saprolegnia parasitica CBS 223.65, 298 nucleotides long. RefSeq lists its product as hypothetical. The record is from RefSeq and is a predicted model, not a curated record. Bases 25 to 249 code for a protein of 74 amino acids. The transcript has 2 exons. Lineage: Eukaryota; Oomycota; Saprolegniomycetes; Saprolegniales; Saprolegniaceae.
CUCAUUCUACAACUUGCUUUAGCCAUGGCCGACGACGCCUUGCCCGCCUCGGAGCUUCGCACACGCUACGGCCGCGGCGGCACGGUCCGCGACUCGGAACUCAGCGCCGGACAGCUGCGCUCGCGCUACGCGAUCGAAAAGAACACUUUCAAAGAUCACCCGUCGUCCAACACGAACGCCCUGGUCGCUGGCGGCGCCGUCGCACUCCUCCUCCUACUGGCCGCCGCCGCCUUUUUCCUCACGAGAUAAAACGAGACCGAGAUCUGUCUCGUCUCUCAAUAAACGCAACAUCCUUCUA